Molecule: messenger RNA, 849 nt
Organism: Acanthosepion pharaonis
Lineage: Eukaryota; Metazoa; Mollusca; Cephalopoda; Sepiida; Sepiidae
Source: the annotation of a GenBank genome assembly
AUGAACACGGAUCAACCCGCAGAAGCCCCGAACAAGCAGAUGCACCGGCUUCCGUUGAUGAUGCGCACUACGUUGGGGGUAAUCCGCAGUAGUAAUAGUACUAGUAUUCAUUUCCUUAUUUUUGUUUCUUUUCCUUUCUUUCUUUCUUUCUUUCUUUCUUUCUUUCUUUCUUUCUUUCUUUCUUUCUUCUUCUUCUUCUUCUUCUUCUUCUUCUUCUUCUUAUUAUUAUUAUUAUUAUAUAGUAGUAGCAGUAGUAGCAUUCAUUUCCUUAUUUUUGUUUAUUCUUUUCUUUUUCUUUCUUUCUUCUUUUUCUUCUUCUUCUUAUUAUUAUUAGUAGUAGCAGUAGUAGCAUUCAUUUCCUUAUUUUUGUUUCUUCUUUUCUUUUUCUUUCUUCUUCUUCUUCUUUCUUCUUCUUACUUUUCUUCUUCUUCUUCUUCUUCUUCUUCUUAUUAUUAUUAUUAUUCUAUUAGUAGUAGUAGUAAUAGUAGUAUUCAUUUUUUUAUUUGUUCUGUUUUCUUCUAUUUAUUAUUAUUAUUAUUAUUGGUAGACAUCUUUUUAUUUUUAUUUCUCAUCCUCCUCCUCCACCUUCUUCGUUUUCUUCUUCUUCCGUUGUCCUCAAUCUCUUUCAUUUUUGUUGAUUAUUCUUCAUUCUUCUUUACCUUCCUUAGUUUCUGCCUUUUAUUCAUUUUAUACUUUGUAUUAUUAGUUGAGGACUUUUCCCUUAACUUCAAUUUAUUCACUCACAGGGCCGAGGCCAUCCCUUAUACUAUUGGCCAACCUCCAGAUUUCUGUGGUGGUAUAAAUGCCGGACGAGACACUCUACUCAAAACCUAUACACUACUUCAAUAG